GUUUCGUAAAACAAGUGAAAUCCGUCAUGGCGGCUGGCAGAGUAGCAUGUUUGGGGUUAAAUGCCCUUCAUUCCCCCUUCUGCGCUCCGAAACAGGCACUGAGGAGCUGCUGGGGGGUUCUGGAGCAAGUGAGGGGAUACUAUGUUAACUGGAGGAUGCUGAGAGAUGUCAAGAGAAGACAGAUGGCCUUUGACCAUGCUGACGAAAGGUUACGGAUUAAUGCACUGAGGAAGAACACAAUUCUGCCCAAAGAUCUUCAGGAAAUAGCAGAUAAAGAGAUCGCAGCACUCCCUAGAGACAGCUGCCCCGUGAGAAUACGCAACAGGUGUGUGUUAACCUCCCGACCUCGGGGAGUAAAGCGGAGAUGGCGACUGAGUCGUAUUGUCUUCCGUCAUCUUGCUGACCACAAUCAGAUGUCUGGGAUCCUGAGAGCAAGGUGGUGACAUGUUGGAUAUGGCAUUUAAAGUGUCCCAUUCAAUGCAUGAAAGUUGGAGAAUAUCAUUUUAGACUUCUGGAUGUUUUAUGUUUGUUCUGGGACAGUAAGGUGCUUUUAUUUUCCUGCUAUGUUUUGGAAAAUUAAAAUCAUCAGCGAUAAUAUAAAAUUGGAAGACUAAAAUGUCAGUUUAACUGAAGUGUACAAAAAAAUGAAUAAAGAUUGUUGUAAAUUCUUGGUAUCAUAAA
Messenger RNA from Cololabis saira (Pacific saury), 681 nucleotides. It is a transcript of the gene mrps14, whose product is annotated as mitochondrial ribosomal protein S14. Lineage: Eukaryota; Metazoa; Chordata; Actinopteri; Beloniformes; Belonidae. The transcript has 3 exons. Gene Ontology annotation, molecular function: structural constituent of ribosome. Bases 27 to 443 code for a protein of 138 amino acids. Gene Ontology annotation, cellular component: mitochondrial small ribosomal subunit; ribosome. The record is from RefSeq and is a predicted model, not a curated record. Gene Ontology annotation, biological process: translation.